Messenger RNA from Vicia villosa (hairy vetch), 4616 nucleotides. RefSeq names its product pentatricopeptide repeat-containing protein At1g12300, mitochondrial-like. The transcript has 2 exons. Bases 116 to 1675 code for a protein of 519 amino acids. Gene Ontology annotation, molecular function: protein binding. The record is from RefSeq and is a predicted model, not a curated record. NCBI's taxonomy places the organism in Eukaryota, Viridiplantae, Streptophyta, Magnoliopsida, Fabales, Fabaceae.
AAACUAAACACGAAAAAAAAAAGGUAAAUUGGAAUGAAUCUCAUUGUUUAGCCAUAACUUCGCAGGGUUCAACUCUUUGAACAAAAACGAAUUUGAAUUGCGAAUCAUAACAACAAUGUCAUUAAGGCGACUAUACUCUCAAUUCCAUGACGAUCUCGUUUCCUCAUUCAAUUUCUUGCUCAGUCAGAAUCCUACCCCAUCCACCAUCAUCCAAUUUGCCAAGAUUUUAGGUUCCCUUGUCAAGGCCAAACAUUACUCCACCGCUGUUUCACUCUAUCGACAGUUGGAAUUAAACAGAGGAAUUAAGUCUGACUUAGUCACUUUAAACAUCUGGAUCAAUUGCUUUUCUCAAUUGGGUCAUAACUCUCUUUCCUUUUCUAUAUUUGCUAACAUUCUCAAGAAAGGUUACCAGCCAGAUGCCAUAACUUUGACUACAAUCAUUAAAGGUCUUUGUCUCAAAGGUGAGCUCCAUGAAGCAUUGCACUUUCAUGACAAGGUGGUAGCGCAGGGAUUUCAUUUGGACCAAGUUUGUUAUGGCACCUUGAUUAAUGGCUUAUGUAAAGUUGGAAAAACAAGAGAAGCCUUGCAAUUGCUGAGACAAGUUGAUGGGAAGUUGGUUCAACCUAAUGUGGUAAUGUACAAUACAAUCAUUGAUAGUAUGUGCAAAGGUAAACUUAUUAAUGAAGCUUUUGAUUUAUAUUCUAAAAUGGUUGCUAAGAGAAUCUCUUCUGAUGUUUUUACUUAUAAUUCAUUAAUCUAUGGGUUUUGCGUUGUGGGUGAAUUAAAAGAUGCAAUUGGUUUGUUCAAUAAAAUGAUAUUGGAAAACAUCAACCCUAAUGUGCAUACCUUUAAUAUUUUGGUUGAUGCUUUUUGUAAGGAAGGAAAGCUGAAAGAAGCUAAAAAUGUGAUAGCUGCGAUGAUGAAAAAAAGCAUCAAGCCUAAUGAUUUUACUUUUAUCUCUUUAAUGGAUGGAUAUUGUUUGGUAAAUGAUGUAUGCAAGGCCAAUGAUAUAUUUAAUAGUAUGGCCCAAAUGGGAGUGGUUUCUAAUGUUUACAGCUACACCAUCAUGAUUAAUGGAUUUUGUAAGAUUAAAAUGGUUGAGAAAGCCGUGAAUCUCUUUCAAGAAAUGCAUCACAAAAAUAUCAUUCCUGAUACAAUAACCUACAGUUCUCUCAUUGAUGGUUUGUGCAAAUUUGGGAGAAUAUCAUAUGCUUUAGAGCUUGUCGAAGAGAUGCAUGAUAGAUGUCAACCACCUAAUAUAAUUACGUACAAUUCUAUAUUGGAUGCUUUAUGCAAAAAUAAUCAUCUUGACAAGGCAAUUGUAUUAUUAAAAAAAAUUAAAGAGAAGGGUAUUCAAUUAGAUAUGUUCUCGUAUAAUAUUCUUAUCAAUGGAAUGUGCAAAGGCGGAAGACUAGAGGAUGCACAAAAAGUUUUUGAAGAUCUUUUGGUUAAAGGGUACACUCUUGACAUCUAUACUUAUAACACUAUGAUCAACGGGUUUUGCAAUAAGGGCUUGUUUGAUGAAGCAUUGACCAUGAUGUCACAAAUGGAAGACUACGGUUGCAUUCCAAAUGCUAUAACAUAUGAAAUACUUAUUCUUUCUCUCUUUAAAGAAAAUGAAAAUGACGAAGCAGAGAAGCUUCUUAGAGAAAUGAUUGCGAGAGGUCUAUUGUAAUGCCGAAAAUGUAAGAUGCUUUUCUACCUAUACAUUGUUAUUAUUUUGAGUUUAUGUUUCAGCUUUAUUCAUCAUUUCAUUUAUGUAGCUGCUUCACCGAAUUGGAAAAGGGAUUUUGUUAUUGUUGUUUCUUUUGAUAAGUGUAUUUAUACCUCACGGGCCGAUAGAUUGGUGAGGUCGAAAUUGACAAAAAUUGGUAGAAUAUUAUACUUGUUGUCUCAAGAAUGUUGUUGGGUUGAGUUUGUAACUAAGGGCUUGUUUCAAUUGAUUUAUUUGAGUUUAUCUACUGUCAUAAGUUUUGUGAGAUUGAUUGAGAGAAAUUUUCAUAAGCUUUUUCCAAGGAGGGGAUAUCUUCCCUAAGGAGCGUAUGCUCUGAUGAGGAGACAUUGGCUUUCGUAAAGGAUCCCAUAGGUUACUUUUUUUCAAUAGUUCUUUUGAUCCCUUAUCCAUCAAAUGAUGUACGCCAUUAUUUUUUAUAUAGGUUUAAAAGCGUGUUGAAAAUGAGGGUUGUCUGAACAUUCCCUGAUUUUAAUUUAAAAAUUUAAAAUGGAGAAAUAUCAUUUUCUGUUCCCCAGAGGAUCCUAAUAAAAAAAGGUGAUUUGGUAUGGCUUGUUUCAAACAUUGUUUAAGUAAUCAAAGGACAGUUAACAAUUCAUCAUUCUUUUUUCAGUCACCAUAUUACAAAUUUUAAUUGAAUGUCACAUAUGAAUGCAACUAGAAAGAAUGUUGCUCUAUAGAUAUAACUGUGUUUGCUGCAAAUUAAGCAAUAAUUGAAGCAAGCUAAGAAUGGCUUAGUGUGUUCGAAUGACUAAAUUAAAUUGUUGCAUAAUGUAUAACAAAGGUCCAAGUACAACUUCAUAAUCCACUUAAUGCGCAUUAGAGUGAAGUAUUGAUUAUAGAGAGCUAGAAAAGUCUUAAAAUGGUUCUGUCACCGGGAAUAUGGUUUAGAAUAUAGAAAUUGCAUGCUUUUGGGAAGCUUGAUUAUAUUUUCUGUAAAAUUGCUGAUUUUGAUGUUUAAUUUGAUUCUUGGAAAGAUUAUUUGGCAUGACUUAACUUAUGCUUAAAUGAAUUCAGUGUUUUGAUACAUCUGGUGUUGAGUCAUAAACAUAUUGUAGCAUGGUGUUAAGUCAUGCAUUCAUUGUGCUUAAAAUUGAAGAGCUUAAUGCAUGUUAGUCUGGUAAGAGAUAUGUAUGGACAUCAUUGUUUAGGAUGGACUUGGACAUUAUAAUAGGCAUACUAGCAAGUAUACUUUUAGAGGACAAUUGACUCUGCAUUUACCCACCUGCUCUUGCAGAUAGAGUAAUUUCCUAUAGCUCUAUGACGCUACAUGUCUUUUGUUGAUCAGACAAAGCACAACUUACCUAUCCAUAUACUUGGUAUUCAAAUAUGAUACUUCAUGAGUUUCAUUACUUAUAUUGUUGUUGAAUAUGUCAUCACUUCAUGUUAUGAUAGAACAAUGAAUGCUUUAUGGUAGGCAAGUGCUAAGUAUAGUGGGGAGGUUUCGACAUGCUUGUUCUUAAUGCUUAUCGGCCAAAUCCAAUUGACAUAUAUGUACUAUAUUAUGGUGUGGUUAGAAAGUAAACAAUAAAGUUUGUCCUGUUUUUUAGAUAUACCUUUCAAGUUCUAACUAUUCACUUAAGCAGCAUUUCCCAAUUCCCAUAUAUGAAUAAAUAGAAACAGAUACCAAGCAAGAUAAAGAAAACAUAAGAAGAAACAAAUAAAAGCUAACAAUCAACACAAAACUAACUAAAUUAGGGUGGACUAGCUUUAAGAAAUGGUCCCCAGUAGAGUCGUCAGCUAUUGUGGUGCCAAAAAUACCUAAGCGUAUCACACGCUCGAAAUACAACAGAGUCACGAAAUUUUAUUUAUUCCAAAAGAAAAGGAAAAAUGUCGAUAAAACCUGCGAAAGAAAAGAAAAUGGUUGUCACAAUCAAACUAGGGUUCGGGAGUCGGUUAUGCAAGAGGAAUGUAUUAGCACCCCUCACAUUUGUUGUACUCAAUGAGAUUCAUUUAGUUAGUUUUGCGAAAGAGAUGUCUGCUUAUGUUUAUUUGCGAUCUUCUACUUAUUAAGCGAGAAAAGAAAGAAAGAUAAUGAUUUUGGAUUUUUUAUUAUUGUGCCUGACAAGAUUUCAAAAUCCUGCUCCUACGUAUCUGCAGGUGCGAUGGAGAACUCAAGGCUACGUAGUUAUAGGUAGCAAAUGUUUCUGGGUUGGUUCAUUUUAGCGAAAGAUUCUCAAGUCGCAUUUGAACGGAAAACAUUGUUGCCCAAAACAUGGAUAAUUUGAACAUUUACAUCACUUCAAGAAUGAAUGACUGAAUCUGGAUCAACACAGAUUCUUGCCAUCAUCACAUUCAAACGGAAAAUAUUUGAUAUUCAAAUAUGGAAGUGUUGUUUGCAACGUCGCGGAAUGGACGGAGCGUAUGUUGUUUAUGAAAAGGUUUUGAACUUGAAAACCAAAAGGCAAAAGAUUUAAAUGCGUUGAGAUUGAUUUUAAGUGGAUAUAAGUAUAAGAACAGAGAGUUCUACAACAAUAUUCAAAUACUUAGGAAAGGAAAAGGCAUACGCAUAAUCACUCUCUUUUUCAUUCAAAGUUAUUAUGAAAAGUGUGAAGCGACUAUAGUCAUUGUUCCUUAACGAAAGACAAUCAUUCACAGAGUGAGCUCUACAACAAUAUUCAAAUGCUCGGGGAAGAAAGAUGUUUACACCCAAUCGAUCAUUUUUCGCUUCACAAAGUAACAAGCUAAAUUCGUUUAAUUUUUUUGUGUUUUAUUAGGAAGACAAUUACCCAAACAGUGACCUCUACAACAAUAUUCAAGUAUUUGAAGAAGGAAGACGCCUACGCUCAAUCACUUCCUUUUUCAUUUCCAUUUAUUGAGAAUCGAAAGAAGUACUUGAUAUUGAAUCAAGCAUUCACAUUGCAAUUGAUUUAAUUUGAAUGAA